AUGGCUUCCAAAGGAGCACAUGCUCUGUCACUUCGGAUAUUAGCAGAAUGUAAAACUACAAAAGCAAGAGCAACCAAGUUAAGGUUACCUCAUUUUGAAGUUGACACGCCCGUGUUUAUGCCUGUUGGAACUCAGGGUACUCUUAAAGGUCUUGUUCCGGAACAGCUCGAAGAACUAGACUGUAAAAUAAUGUUGGGAAAUACCUAUCAUCUAGGCAACAGACCGGGUCCGGAAUUGUUGGAGAAAGCUGGAGGUCUACACAAUUUCAUGAAGUGGAACAGAUGUUUACUGACGGACAGUGGAGGGUUCCAGAUGGUGUCGCUGCUGAAGUUAGCUGAGAUAACAGAAGAGGGAGUGAAGUUUCAGUCUCCACAUGAUGACUCGGAGAUGAUGCUCACCCCUGAAAUGUCUAUAAGAAUACAAAACGCUAUUGGUGCUGAUAUAAUUAUGCAAUUGGAUGAUGUUGUCCACAGUUGUGUGACUGGGCCCAGGGUGGAGGAGGCAAUGUACAGAACCAUAAGAUGGCUGGAUAGAUGUCUGAAGGCCCAUCAGAGACCACACGACCAGAACAUCUUUCCUAUUGUGCAGGGAGGACUGUACCCAGAGCUGCGCAGGAAAUGUGUUCAAGAGUUGUUGAAGCGUGAGGUUCCUGGUUAUGCUAUUGGGGGAUUGAGUGGGGGAGAGAGUAAAGACGACUUUUGGCGGAUGGUAACAUUGUCCACAGAAUAUUUACCGAAAGACAAACCUAGAUACUUGAUGGGGGUAGGGUUUGCUGUUGACCUUGUGGUGUGUGUAGCCCUUGGUUGUGACAUGUUUGACUGUGUAUUCCCUACCAGGACAGCUAGAUUUGGAAAUGCUUUAGUGCCAACUGGUAAUCUGUCACUGAAGAAUAAGAUAUAUGCUAAGGAUUUCAGUCCUAUUGAUGACCAGUGUCGAUGUUCCACUUGUAGACAGUACACUCGUGCUUACCUACACACCAUUGUAACUAAUGAAACUGUGUCCUGCCAACUACUUACUGUACACAAUGUAGCUUACCAGCUAUCCUUGAUGACUAAUAUACAAGACAGUAUCAUAGAAGACAGAUUCCCACAGUUCAUACAGGACUUCUUUGAUAAACAGUAUCCGGACACUGACUACCCACAGUGGGCUGUGGAUGCACUAUCAUCUGUUAAUGUCCAUUUAAAGAAAAGCUGAUGCUAGAGAAUGCAAAUAUAUGCAUUUCUAUGCAGUGGAAUUCUGUGUUGACUCUCAGUCCCUUUCUGUAGCAGUACUUUCUAUACAAACAACCAUUGUAUAGAAGAGAUAACACUGUGUAAUCAGGAAUUACUGUGAUAGACAGGCUGUCAGAUUAAACAGGUACACUGUAUAUGUAUAGAUAAAUUCUUGUAAUUACUACAGAAGAAGCUAGUUUGAGAAAUUAGUUUAACUGAUUCUUGCUAGCAGACGUUUCUGAGUGAGCAGAUUUUCAUGUCAGAGUUGUAAUCACUCUUCCUGGUAACAAUAUUACCUCUGAAAACUGUUCACUUUGCUGGGAUUUGUACAUGGUGUUAACAGAGACCUGAUAUUAUAAUCUGAGGAUGAUAUUCUUGUAGAAUAUCAUAUUAUGAAUGAUGCCUAUCCCAUGAUUCUCAUCAAUACAUUGUUUGACAAUGUAAUAAAGAGGGGAGUGCAAUAA
Molecule: messenger RNA, 1675 nt
Organism: Ylistrum balloti
Lineage: Eukaryota; Metazoa; Mollusca; Bivalvia; Pectinida; Pectinidae
Product: queuine tRNA-ribosyltransferase catalytic subunit 1-like
Exons: 9
Coding region: 1-1194 (397 amino acids)
Cellular component (GO): cytosol
Molecular function (GO): tRNA-guanosine(34) queuine transglycosylase activity
Source: RefSeq, a predicted model, not a curated record